AUGAAACUACCAAUCGCUGUACUAUCAUCAAUCCUGCUUGUUUGCUCAGUUACUAUCGCCAAACCGAUCCGUCCCAGUAAGGCUAAAAGUACCCAGUCCAACCCCUCUACAACUCCUAAUACAAACGGUGUAGACUUGGGUAGUCUUGUUUCACUUUCAGAUAAUAUCAAGGAGUUGCUCAAAAAAAUCGUAAAAAAGCAACAUAAUUAUAAUCAACAAAAAAUAACAUGCGAAGAAAUAGAGAUUAAAUCUUAUAAGCAGCAGAAAGAAGUAAAACUUCAGGAAAUAAAAGUUGUCAAGUCCAAAAAUGCACUUUUGAAAAGCAAUGGCAAUGGCGAUGACGAUGACAAUCUCAAUGCUAAACUUCAGGAGAUUGAGCGUAAUCUUCAGAGCGGGAGUUCCAUACUUGUCAAGCUUGAAAAAUCAGAAAAGGAGUGCAAUAAUUAUUGUGAUCGUCUCCUUCGUGAACUGAAUCUCCUACGAGAGGAACUCCUAAAGUACUUUUUCGGAGGCCUUUGGGAUUCUCGACCACUUGAUGAGCUACUUUCGCAUAUCGACUCAAAUCCUGUCGUUAGGGAAUACCUUCAAGGACUAUGUGUCGGUAAAUCAUCAGAAUGCAAAAAUAGCUUUGGUCAAGAUUCUGGUGCUAAACAAACCCCACAACAACAGCAAGAACAAGAACCACAACAACAGCAACAACAAGAGCAAGAGCAGGAACAAGAACAACAGCAAGAACAACAAGAGCAACAACAAAUCCCACGAGUAUUACCAGUAAUACCGCCUGGAUCUCGUUCCUUUGGGCAAAGAGCUUCCUCUGGUAUACGUGAGGGUUUCUCCAGACUUGGUCAUAGGUUUAGAUCGUUUGUCAAUCGAAUCAGGCGUAUCAAUUAA
Molecule: messenger RNA, 891 nt
Organism: Batrachochytrium dendrobatidis JAM81
Lineage: Eukaryota; Fungi; Chytridiomycota; Chytridiomycetes; Rhizophydiales
Exons: 1
Coding region: 1-891 (296 amino acids)
Source: RefSeq, a predicted model, not a curated record